Messenger RNA from Micromonas pusilla CCMP1545, 1116 nucleotides. RefSeq lists its product as uncharacterized. Bases 1 to 1116 code for a protein of 371 amino acids. The transcript is spliced from 3 exons. Lineage: Eukaryota; Viridiplantae; Chlorophyta; Mamiellophyceae; Mamiellales; Mamiellaceae. Gene Ontology annotation, biological process: protein dephosphorylation; calcineurin-mediated signaling. The record is from RefSeq and is a predicted model, not a curated record. Gene Ontology annotation, molecular function: calcium ion binding; phosphatase binding; calcium-dependent protein serine/threonine phosphatase regulator activity. Gene Ontology annotation, cellular component: calcineurin complex.
AUGUCGUCCAGCUCUUCAGGCGCGCGGACAAGAACGCGGAUUUCAGGCGCGUUCUACACACUGGUCCCCAUACGACCGCGUCGGCGUGGUGAACGCCGAUCCUUAAGGACUUUGCCCGGCGCGUCUCUCCGCUCACCCCUCGCUUUCAAUCCCGACACACCUCGGCCCCUUUCAACUCCAACUGACGCCUAUGAACUCCACCCCGACAUCGCUUUGUAUGGAACGACCCUCAGCGUCGACGCGCGAGAGUUCGCGCAAUUUUUCGACAUCGAGCGCUCGAACGUCUUCCUUCCGCGGCUCGUGGCGCUCUUCGACGUCAGCGGCGACGGCCACAUGUCGCUGUACGAGUUCGUCGUCUGCCUCGCGCAGUUCAGCGUGAACAAGAAGCAGAGCGAGCACGUGUACUUCGCGUGGCGGCUGUUCGACACGGACGACUCGGGAGCGAUGACGAAGGACGAGUUCGUCGAGGCGCUCUCGGGUGCGUUCAUUCUCAUCACACUGGUCCCCAUACGACCGCGUUGGCGUUGUGAACUUCAUUCCUUAAGGACUUUCUCUCCCGGCGUUCCGUCGUACGCGCGCGCGGGCACCGCGAAGGUCAUCACGAGCGACCGCCGCGGGCGCGGGCUCGCGAAUUUCGGGAACGUCGGCGGCGUCGCGAAAGGCAUCGACACGAUCAUGCGAGAAAUGGACGAGGACGGAGACGAGGUCAUCACCGUGAAGGAGUUCGCGAGGAUGAUGCGCAAGGCGCGUUCUCCUCGCACUGGGUCCCUCGGUUUCAAUACCCGCCCUCGAUGCCUUUCAACUCCAUCUGACGCCUUUCAACUCCACCCCGACAACGGCCCUCAGUACUCGCACUACCUCGCCCCCGCGUUCGAGCUGUGGAGCAAGCUCCAGGAGUUCUCCGGGCCGUGCGCGAGGAUGUACCGGGAGGUGCGCGCGGCGGGUAACGCGAAAGAGCUCUUGAGGCUCGCGGGAAGGGACGGCCUGCACGGCACGGGGAAGGAGAGCGUGACGCCGGGCGACUUGAGAGUCGACGACGACUCUCGCAUGCACGCGUUUCGAAUGAGGUGCGUUCUAUCUCACACUGGUCCUCAUACGACCGCGUCGGCGUGGUGA